GGGAGGGGACCGUGGAUGCGUGUGCAGGAGGCAGAAGCUUUUGACUGCCUCCCUCUACAGAGAGCCGGCUUCAAUGGCCGCCUAGACUAGGGAGCUCAGCAUAUCGGUUUGGCUUGCUGGAGACCGGGCUGCCGGGUGAUCUCUGGAGCUUUGCUACUAUUCAGAUUACCUGCACCGGGACGCAAGAGGUGCUGCUACUGCCAUGGUCUUAUUUGCUUUUUUUAAAAAAGAUGCUAGGAACAGCCCUCCCCUCCUGUCACCGGCCCUCUUGAUGUUCUGCUUUGAUCUCCCCUUUCCCCUGAGAUUGGCUAGUAGCGGACAGCCUUGUGGCUCAGGAUUGGCCAUCUGGAGUGCCACUUACAACGGGAGGAUCAGCGCUUCAAGCAAAGAGAUGGGCUGCAAACUCAAAAGCGAAGCAAUGAGAAACUGGGAUUUGUGCGCGGAUCACGCGGCCAGCCGAAGAAAUCUUGCGUGCCCGGCAGGGCGAAGGAGGCACUUCGGACUGGGUUUCUCUUUGUAGCAGUUUCCCCUUCUUGCUCUGCCCUUGUCGAAGCAAAGCCAUCACCAGGUGUAAUAAGCUUUUUUCUUUUUGCAAAGUGCCUACUCAGCUGAACUGAAUCUUACUGCGCAUCCCUCUAAAUCCAUUCUCCUGAUCAGGUUCCCGAACUAUAGAACAACAAAGAAAACGUGUACAUGUGGCAUUUUGUAAUUAUGUUUCUCCAAUUUGUAUAAGAUGCAUUGUUGCUUCAACUAAUUUUUACAGGCGGGUACUCUACACAUGCUUAUGCACAUGUCACGAUCCAUCCGUUUGCUUCUUACAACGAUAUUAAGUGCUGCGAGACUUCCUCCGUAUCCACCCCGCCCCAACAGUAGUAUCGCUCACUGAUGUCCAAAGCUAUCCAUCACUAGAUCUGCGCUUCUACUCUUCAUGUAUACGGUACAUAAUCAAAACCGUUUCAUGAGGAGUUGUUACUUGACACACACACCCCUUGGAGACCUUAACGAAGAUGUUAAGAAAAUGGCUUUAAGGGUAGACGUCCACUCCCUUCCUCACCCCGCCGCUAAAUUCAAUUAAUGGAGCGAUGCUCCUAAUCUGUGUUUGCUUUAUAUAAACUAGAGUACUAUAGUUAUCUAAAAACAUAACAAACCUCAAACCAAACUCACUCACAACAUCAGAACACUGCCUGCGUGCACACCAUUAGGCUGCAGUCUUAUGCACAAUUAUUUGGAAGGCUCCAUGAGCUCAUUGGAAGAAAGGAAGGAUAUAAAUGCAAAACUAAAAAAAAUAAAAUAAAAUGAACACCGUGGGCCUUUAUUAGGCUCCUGGCCCUUUUCCAUACAACGGUGGCGGUGGGGAAGACACUUCUUCUUUUCCAGUGCUAAGCUGAAGGUUUAGAUCUUAAGAAAUAUUGCACAGAGCAGAACUUACUUCCGAGUAAACUUGGAAAGACUGGGCUACCCGAUUCCACAAUAUAUCUUAUCUUUCUUGAAUCGUUUUCUACUAAUAAUGACUGUUUCAGUCGAAUUGUUGUGACGGGCUCCUUGUCUUUUUCGCUCCGCUGUUACCUCUAGAUAAGGAUGCUUUUAGGAGGUGGGCUUUUGGCUCUUGAGGCGGAACUUUAUUCUGACAUCGUUGUUAGUUGGUACAGCUGGUUUGCAUGUAGCCCUAACCGGAAGUUCACGGCUUCUUAAUUUCGUAAUUUAUUUAAGAGUAUCGUCUUCUGCUUUAGAAAAAGAAACACAGUUCUUUGAUGCCUUUGUCACUUUACAGGUUAUUGCAAGAUGAAUGAAUUACCUGAGUGCUCUACAAGGACAAGAGGGCAUGAGAAGUCUCCUGUUGACAUUUUGCUAUAUAAGCAAUGAUGAAAUUGGAGUGCUCUGUACUGAUGAUAUAUAUUUUUAAACCAGACUGCUACUGAUAAAGACUUGUAGUAUACUGUGGUAGCCUAGAAACAGAGAGCCUGCUCUCAUCUUUGGAAAUUGUAAUCUUCAGGAGCUAUGAAAGUUCUCAUCAGCCCAUUGAACAGGAAGCUUUUGAGUUGGUUUCCUCAUUGUGGACAUCUUGGAAUGAAUCCUGCCAAAGGCUUCAUCCUAAAUUCCUGUCGCAGACUGCUAAAGCAGUAUUCCUCUUAUAAAGCAGGUCUGGUUACAGCUGCUGAUUUAGUCAGCUACUGGCAAGAUGUGUUUGAGGUGAACGAGAUCCCCGAAGCACAGGCAUCUUCUGAAUAUAUUGUAUCCCAUGUCCUGGGAGCAAAAACAUUUCAGAGCUUAAGUGCCAGCAGCAUCUCUACUCCCCUUUCUACGAAGCAACAGGAACAGAUCCAGCAGCUGUGUGCAAAACGACUACAAAGGAUGCCAGUGCAGUAUGUUCUUGGUGAGUGGGAUUUCCAGGAUCUGACACUCAAGAUGAAACCCCCGGUCUUCAUUCCUCGACCAGAGACAGAGGAAUUGGUUUCCCUUAUUGUGGAUGAAGAAUGCAAGAAGGGAUUGGCCUCAGCAAAUGGCACGGAUUCCCGGUUGUCCCCAGAAACCUGUGGUCCUGUGAUCCUGGAGGUUGGCUGUGGCUCAGGAGCAGUUGCUCUGAGUCUUCUGAAAAAGUUGCCUCAAAGCAGAGUCAUCGCCAUGGAUAAAUUACAAGCUGCUGUGAAUCUUACCAAUGAAAAUGCUAAAAGGUUACAUCUGCAGGACAGGAUAAAGAUUCUUCACCAUGAUGUGUCUUCAAGUUCUUGGAAAUGCCUACAGCCCUGGGGUCUGGUAGACACUAUAAUCAGUAAUCCACCUUAUGUUUUCCAUGAAGACAUGAGUCAGUUGGCAGCUGAAAUCCUCAGAUAUGAGGACCUUGGUGCUCUGGAUGGAGGAAAUGAUGGGAUGAGUGUAAUCAAAGAAAUUUUGAAUCUGGCUUCACGCAUCCUCAGGGAUUCUGGAACAUAUCAUACAGAAAGCGGGAUUGGACCAAGAUGAAGGAGGUGUGAAAAUUGGAAGAAAAAAUAUCAAUAAUUUAAGAUACACAGAUGAUACCAUACUACUGAAACAAAUGCUGAUUAAAGAAGGCACCAGUAAGUCAUUGCCUGCCUAAAAGACAGGCUGCAGUCCAUUAAGUUUAGUGGGACUUACUUCUGAGCAGAUGUGCAAAGAAUUGCCCUCUUGGGACUGCUUGAUCAGGUAUGACACCAGAAUAAAAACAAAAGUGUAUGGGUUAUGGGAAACAGCUAUCUUGUGCUACUGUCAACUAUUUCAAACUAUUUUGUCUUCUCUCAUUGUCUAUAUCUGUUCCCUGAUUAUUUGGAGAAAUCAGUAUCCUAAAAACAUAAGAAGAACCUGCGGGAUCAGGCCAAUGGCCCAACUAGUCCAGCAUCCUGUUCUCAUAGUGGUGACCAAUUGCCUGUAUCGGCUUGGAUCAUGAAAGGAAAACAACAUUUAAAAGCAAACUGAAACACCAGUAUCUGUGUAGCACAUAUGCCGAUUACAGCAAAGGCUUUGAUUGUGUAGAUCAUGAAAAACUAUGGAAUGCUUUAAAAGAAAUGGGGAUGUCACAACAUCUGAUUCUCCUGAUGCGCAACCUAUACUCUUGACAAGAGGCUACUGUAAGGAAAGAAUAUGGAGAAACCAAUUGGUUCCCAAUCAGAAAGGGUGUGAGACAGGGGUGUGUUUUAUCACCCUAUUUGCUUAAUCUAUAUGCAGAACAUAUACGGAAAGCGGGAUUGGACCAAGAUGAAGGAGGUGUGAAAACUGGAGGGAGAAAUAUCAAUAAUUUAAGAUAUGCAGACGAUACCAUACUACUAGCAGAAACCAGUAAUGAUUUGAAAUGAAUGCGGAUGAAAGUUAAAGGGGUAAGCACAAAAGCAGGAUUACAGCUGAACAUCAGAAGACUAAAGUAAUGACAACAGAAGAUUUAUGUAAAUUUAAAGUUGAGAAUGAGGACAUUGAAUUUGUCAAGGAUUAUCAAUACCUCGGCAUGGUCAUUAACCAAAAUGGAGACAAUAGUCAAGAAAUCAGAAGAAGGCUAGGACUGGGGAGGGCAGCUAUGAGAGAACUAGAAAAGGUCCUCAAAUGCAAAGAUGUAUCACUGAACACUAAAGUCAGGAUCAUUCAGACCAUGGUAUUCCAGAUCUCUAUGUAUGGAUGUGAAAGUUGGACCGUGAAAAAGUAGAUAAGAGAAAAAUCAGCUCAUUUGAAAUGUGGUGUUGGAAGAGAGCUUUGCAGAUAUCAUGGACUGGAGAAAAGAAAAAUAAUUGAGUGUUAGAACAAAUUAAACCAGAACUGUCACUAGAAGCUAAAGUGAUGACACUGACGUUAUCAUACUCUGGACACAUGAGAAGACAUGACUCACCAGAACAGACAAUAACUCUGGGAAAAACAGAAGGGAGUAGUAAAAGAGGAAGGUCAAAGAAGAGAUGGAUUGAUUCCAUAAAGGAAGCCACAGACCUGAAGUUACAAGAUCUGAACAGGGUGGUUUAUAACUAAUGCUAUUGGUAGUUGUUGAUUCAUAGGGUCGCCAUAAGUUGUAAUCGACUUUAAGGCAUCUGGCACACACACACACACACACACACACACAUAUCAAUGGUUAUUGUAUUUUCAAUGUGAGGUGAUGGGUUUUCCCUGUUUUCCUACAUUCUUUCUUUGUUAAUUUCGGUAUUAAAAAAAACUCAUAAAAGCUCAUAAACACAUUAAAAAUUAGCAAAAAAUCAACAAAAUAGCUGUAAAUAAAAGUAAAAGACAGCACUAAAAGCACUAAGACAGAAAUACAAAAUAUGACAGUGAUUAAUGGUAUUUGCCUAGCACCUAAAGAACGUUAAUGUAGACACCAGGUGAGCCUUCCUAGAGAGAGAGCUCCACAAGUGGGGUGCAACACCCUCUCGCAUAUUGCUAACCUCC
This is a messenger RNA of Rhineura floridana, 4875 nucleotides long. RefSeq names its product HemK methyltransferase family member 1 (gene HEMK1). The coding region runs from base 1999 to 2961 and encodes 320 amino acids. The transcript is spliced from 10 exons. NCBI's taxonomy places the organism in Eukaryota, Metazoa, Chordata, Lepidosauria, Squamata, Rhineuridae. The record is from RefSeq and is a predicted model, not a curated record. Gene Ontology annotation, biological process: protein methylation. Gene Ontology annotation, molecular function: DNA binding; protein methyltransferase activity; N-methyltransferase activity. Gene Ontology annotation, cellular component: mitochondrion.